Molecule: messenger RNA, 3201 nt
Organism: Drosophila elegans
Lineage: Eukaryota; Metazoa; Arthropoda; Insecta; Diptera; Drosophilidae
Product: kelch-like protein 5
Exons: 5
Coding region: 101-1978 (625 amino acids)
Molecular function (GO): protein binding
Source: RefSeq, a predicted model, not a curated record
AGAGCUAGUUGCUUCCAGCCAGUGCUCCGAUGCAGACGUCUCGCUGAAACAACAACUACUCAUCGCUGGACUGGAAAGGAGCGCGCACAGCACAGCUACCAUGUCGGCGGUGAACCAGAAGGAGAGUCCCAGCCGGGACUCCACAGCCUCUACAUCCGGACACAUCUCGAUGCUGGCGGACAACACCUUGGAGUCGCUGUCGCGGGACUACAGCUUGGGCAGCUUGAACUCGGCUGGCAGCCAGGACGAGUUCUUCCGGUGCCGCGACCAUGCGGACAACAUCCUCAAGCGGAUGCAGCUCUAUGUGGACAGCCAGCAGCUCUGCGACGUGGUCCUCAUCGCUGGAAUCGAUGGCAAGCGGGUGCCCGCCCACCGCCUGGUGCUGUCGGCGUCGAGCGCCUACUUCUCGGCCAUGUUCACGGGAUCGCUGCGCGAGACCAAGGAGCAGGAGGUGACCCUCGGCGAGGUGCACGGCGACGCACUGCAUCUGCUGGUGCAGUACUGCUACACGGGCUUCAUCGAGAUGCGCGAGGACACCGUGGAGACGCUGCUGGCCACCGCCUGUCUGCUGCAGCUGAACGCCGUCGUCACGGCGUGCUGCAACUUCCUGGCCCGCCAACUGCAUCCCUCCAACUGCCUGGGCUUCGCCUUCUUUGCGGAGCAGCAGAGCUGCACCACGCUGCUGCGACUGGCGCAGGCCUACACCUGCCAGUACUUCAUGCAGGUGUGCCAGAACCAGGAGUUCUUCCAGCUGAACGCCGACCAGCUGGGCAAGCUGCUGAGCAGCGACGAUCUCAAUGUGCCCUCCGAGCAGGACGUCUUCCACAGCCUGAUGUCGUGGGUGCGCCACGAUGCCGCGGCCCGCGAGCCGCACAUCGCCGAGCUGCUGGCCCUCGUCCGGCUGCCCCUGCUGCAGCCCGCCUUCAUCAUGGACCACGUGGAGAACGUGUGCAACGCCAACGAGUGCCAGCAGCUGGUGAUGGAGGCCUUCAAGUGGCACCUCAUGCCCGAGCGGCGCUCCCGCAUCGCCACCGAGCGGACCACGCCGCGCAAAUCGACGGUGGGCCGUCUGCUCGCCGUCGGCGGCAUGGAUGCCCACAAGGGGGCCAUCAGCAUCGAGAGCUACUGCCCGCGCCUGGACAAGUGGACCUCGUGGAAGCACAUGACCGGUCGGCGACUGCAGUUCGGCGUCGCCGUCAUGGAGGACAAGCUGAUCCUGGUGGGCGGACGCGACGGCCUGAAGACUCUGAACACCGUCGAGAGUUUGGACCUGAACACGAUGGCCUGGACGCCGCUCAAUGCCAUGGCCACGCCGCGUCACGGACUGGGCGUGGCGGUGCUGGAGGGUCCGCUCUAUGCGGUGGGCGGUCACGACGGCUGGAGCUACCUGAACACCGUGGAGAGAUGGGAUCCCAUUGCGCGCACUUGGAGCUACGUGGCGCCCAUGUCCUCGAUGCGCUCCACCGCCGGCGUGGCUGUCCUGGGCGGUCGUCUGUACGCGGUGGGCGGACGCGAUGGUUCCGUCUGCCAUCGCUCCAUCGAGUGCUACGAUCCGCACACCAACAAAUGGAGUCUCCUGGCGCCGAUGAACAGAAGACGCGGCGGCGUGGGCGUGACGGUGGCCAAUGGUUUCCUGUACGCCUUGGGUGGCCACGACUGUCCGGCCAGCAAUCCGAUGGUCUGUCGCACGGAGACAGUGGAGCGUUACGACCCAGCCACUGAUACCUGGACACUGAUCUGCUCGCUGGCCCUGGGCCGGGAUGCGAUCGGCUGUGCCCUGCUGGGCGACCGCCUGAUCGUCGUCGGCGGCUACGAUGGCAACCAUGCGCUGAAGAGCGUCGAGGAGUACGACCCGGUGCGCAACGGAUGGAACGAGCUGGCGCCAAUGGCUUUUGCGAGGGCCGGCGCCUGUGUGGUGGCCAUACCCAAUGUCAUACCGCCGGCGGCCCAACAGCCGCCGCCCAGUGCUACAGUUUAGUCUAAACCCACUCCACAUUCGGUUGCAGUGUAGGCCCGUCGAAUGCAUCGCAGUGGGAAUCCAUAGCUAUAGGAGUAGCUUUUUAGGAACGAUUUGCAUUUAUAGCCCAGCCAAAUUUCAACCUAAGACUAGAGGAAACUAGACUUAUUUAUAAAGAAAACUAAUUAAUCGAAUUUUAUAGAAUUUAUAAUUUGACUGGAAGCAAAAUAACUUGUAAAUUUCAUUAUAAUCAAUUUAAAGACAUUUUUUAAGGUGAAAAUUAAUAAGUUUCAAUGGAAAUUUGAAUUCUAUAAUAAUCUUUCUUGAAGACACAUUCCACAUUAGCAAAAUUCAAAUACAUUUUACUUAAAUAGUUCUUUUUGGUUGGUUAUAUAUAUAUUUUUUUUUAUAAAUAUAAUCAUUUUCAUUUGCAUAUAUUAAAUUAAGAAAAGAAAUACCAAAAAACGCAAGGUUUUUUUUUAGACUUCAGAAGGAAAGUAGUUUGUCUUUAAGUAGUUGCAUUUUGAAGCCUGAAAGCGAUGCACUUGGCGAAAGUACACUGCACCCAAUUCUAUAGUAGUUGUUGUAACUGUUGCUGUGAGCUGCUCGUGGUUGUUGCUCGUGUUCCCUAACCCGGCCAGUUUGAAAUGCAGCUAUGCAGCUCACCCCUUCGCCUCGCUCUCGUCUGUGUUCUCUGACAUUAUUUCCCUUGGAAUGGCACAUGUGCACCCUGAAUUCACCCACUUCCUCCCAUGCACCAGUAUUUCCCUGUAAAUCACCCACAAUUCGGCUGCUACCUAAAGAAGUGUAAUUGAAAAAAAAAAAAACAAAAUCAAAAUCUCAUAGGUCUUAAGAAGUGCAUGCUGUGCGAGGCUUUCAAGCGAAAUUCGAUCCCUAGUUGUAAUUAACCAAACGUAUUUUAUACGAUCCCCGGAUCCAUAGAUUGUAACCAUUACUCUCCAUCCCACUCACUCACAUGGUGUCGUACGCUUCACACACUGCAUGCCAUCUCGCUCGCACCGGUGACGGGCCCACAUUCCAUCGAUAUCGUAUAUAUCCUAGAUAAGACUGCGUCAAGCCAAAAUUCCAAAAAAAUAAAAAUUUUGCUUAUUUUUGCAUGUGAAGUGUGCGAGACCAUAUAAACAAAAACAUAAACAAACAAAAAACGAAAACAAUCAAAAAAGACAACUGCAAAUGCUUAGUUUUAGUUAGUAAAUACAUACGUAUUCCAUGGAAUGAUUAAA